This is a messenger RNA of Melampsora larici-populina 98AG31, 742 nucleotides long. RefSeq lists its product as uncharacterized. The transcript is spliced from 5 exons. Bases 47 to 370 code for a protein of 107 amino acids. Lineage: Eukaryota; Fungi; Basidiomycota; Pucciniomycetes; Pucciniales; Melampsoraceae. The record is from RefSeq and is a predicted model, not a curated record.
CUCUCUAUGGGUUAGGAUAACAUCAACCAACUCCUUUCCUCUUGCGAUGCAUCACCGAUCUCCACCCUCGCCAUCAGUCACCCAUGUCUCCAAGGAAAAGAUGGUCAUGUCUUCUUAUCAGCGAACCACCCCCGAUGCUGGAACCAAAUGGUCAAAUUCUAGAUGGUCAUGUCUUCUAAUCAGCGAACCACCACCAAUACUGGAACCAAAUGGUCAAAUUCUUCCUGAGCAUGACAAUCAGCUCGAAUGUAUCAGAUUCAAGCGCAUGAAAUCAACAUCCAACCUCGAAAGAUGUGACUCGGAAUGCGAACUCCAAAGAAUCAAACUUCGAGCCAUCAAAUGCUUAUUUCCUUUGACUCGGUUUUAUUGAAGACUUCGUCGAUGAAGAAUUGUGGGAUCGUACCAGUUGCACAUAUGAAUUUGAGCCUUUUGCGCGCGUCAUGCUUCGAUUUAGUGGCUCCAGUAGCAUAUAUUAUCGGUGUUCAUAUACUACUACUCACCGUUUUUCCGCUGUAGGUGCUUCUUUUUCUGGCUGGCUCUGGCUCAUUUUCAAUAUGGUUGACGACACAAGUGCUAUCACUAAGCAGAACAGUUGUAGAAGAUCAGACUGCUCUUAUAUAUAUGAAGUGAGAUAAAAUAUCUACACUCGAGACAAUAACAAGGCAUUGUCUUAUACUAACCAUUAGAAACAUGAAUUACAUGUUUUGAUGGAAUCGAUGUCGCUAAAUUUAGAGCUGUCAAU